UUCUAAAGUCACCCCAGCCUCACCCCGAGUCCUUCCUACCUGCCUGGGAGCGUAAGGUUACCCUAAGGGUAGGCAAUUCUGCUUCCUAAAGGUUUGUUGUGAUUUAAGCUGGGUGUACGCCUGUGGCGCCAAGCGCACGAUAGAUUAUUUUUUUUUUCCCCUCAAGGCCUUUGCUCUCACCUCUUCUGAUGGUGACCAUCUGUCCCUGUGAGGUUUUGUGUGCAAAGAAACUAUCCUGUGUUGGGAGUUAAUGCUGCUCUAUGUUAUCCCUCAAUCGGCCGUUUAAAUAGAGGACUGUUUUCCAUUUAUUCCUGCCCUGCAGAUAUAGCUGUGUUUAUAAGCAGUUUGGGACGUUCCACUGGGUGUUGUUGGCAAAGCUAAUGUUAAUAUCAGAUGCUGUAUAUUAGAAAAGUGUGUAAUGCAUCUCAGCUGCUGAGGUCUCUAUGUUAGUGUUUCAAGCUUCAAGGAAAUAAAGGUAGGGGGAAGCAUGCAGUAAAAGGAAAUUAUAGCUGAAAGCAGCUCAUUUUUAAGUGAAGAAGGUAAGAGGAAUUCUCUGGGUGAGGAGGAGGGAGGGCUGGUGGAAAGUGAUUCCCUUGUUAAACACAGAUGUGAACUACUCUAAUUACAAACCCUUGUUAUUUAUGAAAACAUUAGAAGCAUCACUUUUCCAGCUGUGUUCACUACUGAGUGAAGAAAGAAACUCUAGAGAAAACAGUAUUUAGAAAAGCAAUUGCCUACUUGUUUUCUCUUCCCUGUUUUUAAGAUUUAUUGUUUCAAGGAAUUUGUUGUAAAGCAGGGAUAGAACUGAACACUUUCAAGCAUAGCUUCCAUAAUUCACUGUAGUUAAAAAUUACAAUUUAGACCCUUAAUGGAUUCAAGAAGUAUUCAUGUGUUCAUGUUAUUAAAGAUGUGCAUCAGUGUGGAACAAGUUGGAAAAGGGUGAGAUGGAAAAGACUGUUUUGUGUUGACUUAAGAAAAGUCUAUACGUAAUUAAGCUUGCCAGCACACUUUCUUUUUUCCUCCCUAAGGAGUUGCUUCAAUAUGUUUGGGUCAGAUAAACUCAUACUUUGCCAUGAUGCAGCAGGACAUAAAACUGUGCAGCAAUUAGGGCAGGUGGAUCAGUUUAUAGAACUCUUUUUAAGUGUCUGUUGAAUAAGUUAAGGUGGAUGAUCUGUUUUCCUUUUCUAUACAGGAAAAAAAAAAUGAAACAAGGGAAAUGGGGUUUUAUCUUAUAGAACCUGUGUUGAAUUGCAAAAUCCCAAAGAGAUCCAGAAACACAAGGUUAUGAGAUCUGUUUCCAGUGGGCAGGCACAAACUCUAUUUUAACCAUGUGUGCACCCGAUGGAAAACAUGUUUUCUUAUAGAAUAAAAAUUUAACAAGGUGAAUGAGAAUUGCUAAUACUUAACCAGAGGGUAAAAUGUUCUGUCUUUGUUCUGGCAGUGGCACUGUAGUGGUGAAGCCCCUGAGCAGGAGUGCAAGAGCCAAAGGAAGAUGCUGAAGGCUCAUGGGGACUCUGCCCUCUCACUGUGUCUUGUUCCCUGCCAUGACGAUGUGGAAUGAGGUUGCUUGGAGGUGUUGUGUGCUGUAGGUGGAAAAUCAAACCAGCCUUGAGGCUGCAAUGGCUGAGAUGGCACUGAAAUUAUUUUCAUAAAUAAUGAGACAAAUACUUGCCCAAGUGCAGGAAAUAAGUGCUUGAGGCUGAUGUUGUAAUCACUAGCAAACCUAUACUAAAAAGGCACUAGGAAAUGCCCUCGGGUUUUAUGUCUGUUUCUGUAGCCAAUGGAGUCUUUUCUUCAGCUGCCAGAAUUAAAGAUUCAACCUAUAAUCAAGCUUCAUCGAUACUACAAGUAGCUAUAAAGAUUGUGAGCACCAAAUUACAGCUGUGCUUUCUUUUCCACAGCCUGCACUGAGUUCCAGUGAUCUGGUUUUACUGACACCAGUGCUCACAGCUGAUGAAAGCUGCAUUUACAGAUGAAUUUCACUCAUUUUACUGCACUUGAUCUUUGUGCAGUUGUUCUGGGUCUGGUGGGUAAUUGUGAAUAAAAAUAGCUGGUAAAACUGUACAAAUGAAGGCACAGCAUUAGGCGUGCAGGGUCAAAUUAAUGUUCUUUGAUCUUUUGUAGGAUGACUUAUAGUUGAAAAUACACUUCUGACCUUUUCUCUGGCACUGAGAAUAUUGCUGUAUCACCACCUAAUGGGAAAUCUGGACAGUUUAUGGGUACUAAAGAAAAGUGAUGCUAAGGGAUAUGAAAAAAUAGCAAGAAAGAACCAUGCUGUCAGCAUGGCAAAAGCUGCUCAGUCUCAUGGAGAAUGAGAAGAAAUUAAGAUUAGAAAAAUUGCCCUUUGUGCAAUGGCAUUUUUUCUGUAAUGUUUACUGCUGGGGGAAGCCGUGGAUGCCCUUUCUCUGGAAGGGCUCAUGGCCAAAACCGUUCUAUGACUGGGACAUUGCUUUAUGGGUUUUUUUAGGGUUUUUUCCCCAAUUUUGAGUCUUCUCUGCCCUCCCUCUCAUCCUCCCAGUCCCAAUUUUUAUGUGGAAGGAAAAGUUAAGACACAUUCUUCAGUGAGAAUUACUGCUUUCGUCUAUUCUCUAGAGCUUUGCAAAGUGGGCUGUGAGAGCAUCAUUAAAUAUAAAGUAGCAAAGUAACAAGUACAAAGUAUCAUAAAUAUAAAAUGAAACCUUCUUAUGGCUACUAUAACAAAAUUCAAAUUUAUAACAGAAAGAAAGAGCUGUUUGACUUUCUUCUGUCAAAAAUUCAGUCACUUUCAAACACUGUUAAUUAUUCGGUAUAAUUUGGCAACGUUAAAAAGUUAAAAAAAAAAAUAAACUCCAGAAAACCGCAAGUGCCAAUGGAAUAUUGCAGGCAUUAAAUAUUGGUUUGAAAUGAGACAUGCUAUGAUUUAGUUUUGAGGGUUCCAGCAUAAUUUGCUUCUUGAUCUGAGCUAGUUUAUAAUUUCUGAAAGGAAACUUAUAUAAUUUGAGGGAGUUUGGUUUUGUGAAUUUUUUUGUUUGAUUUUGGGGCUUUUUUGUUUGGUUGGUUUUGGUGGUGGUGGUUUGUUUGUGAAACACUUGAAGGAAUCAAGUGACCACACAGUCACAGCAUCACAUUUAAACUGGCCAAAGUCAAUUGCAAUUGGGAAACUUUUUAGCUUUUAAUAUAAGUAGAAUAAGUUCUACACCCAGGUUUCUUUGUAUAUAAAUAUAAAACUGAGGUUAUAUUCAUAACUUAAUAAUAAUCUAGACAUUUACAUUCAUUUGUAAAUAUGAAUGUUUAUGUGGUUUCUGUGAACUCCUAGCUCUGUUUACAUGCCAAUUACAAGCUGUUCUCUUGUGUUCUUGCACAAAACCUUCUUGUGGUACUAGCUCCACCUUGUUAACUCUGCAGUUGUACUCUGCUAGUUUUCCCAGCAGUGCCCAUUUCACUGUGUAAGAAACAAUGAAAAUGGUCAGAAAAUGAAGAGCAGCUAUGGAAUAUGACACAGAUAAUGCUUUUGUUUAUUCUUUUUUAAUCUCAAGAACAGGGAGGAAUGCCUUCAGAUAAGGAGAGACAGAACUUCCUAUGAUAGCAGGAAGGUUUGAUUCUGCUGUCAUUUAAAAUCCCAUUCUAAAGGUCAUGUUUGUGUUCUAAAUGAAACGUGAGGCUGACCUUUACGCUCUGCCAGACAACAGUAGUAGUGAUGUAAGUGCUUCCUUUGAAUUCUGCAGGUAAGGAGUAGCUACAGUGUGGGGUUUGUGGUGUGGUGGUGCCCGGUGUUUUGCAGGGGAGAAGGGAAAUUAUGUUCUCAGUGACCUGUGUGAACACCAAGGGGGCCUGAAAUUUGCUACUUUUUGUCCCUUGGGUGUCUGUACUUCCAGACUCAACAUUUCUUGAAGUGUGCCUCUACUGAACAUGACAAUAUGGAGAAAGUAAAUGGGACUAAUCUAAUCAGGAGAAAAGGUUGGCUUUUCCUGUCCUCCAUCUUUUGCAUUUCUCCUUCAUCUGCCACACAUAGUCUUAAUGACAGAGAGAUGUGGUUUGAGUUUCAGUUAUUGACAUGAAAGUCUUUAAAAGUAGACUGAAAUAUCAUCUUCCUUUUUAUGGUUAUUAGAUAGCAUCAAUUCCCAUGCUUACUGCAACACCUGUGCUGUUGUUCCUGGAAAUGCAGCCAUACCACAGAGACAGUUUCUUUCUUGGGAGCAAAGCUCAGUCUGAGGAGAAGCUGAGGUUGUCCCUGCCUUAAGCCAGCCUAACAUCUGGCUGCAGCAUUUUGGCUACACCUCCUCCUGCACUCUUACCUGCCCUUUGUACCCUCUCUGGCCCUUGUCUAACCUUACACUGACCUAGGAUAGUUCUCUGUCAGAAAGUGGGGAGGGUUUGCUUUGGGUUUUGUUUUGUUGCUGGUUGGUUAGUUGUUUUUUAAUGAGGUUAGGUCUGUGUUGAGUCAGUGGGCUGAAACAAUUCAAAUUCAGGUUGGAUGAAUGUUGGAGCUGGCUUGGUUUAAGUGGGGACAUCAGCAGGCAGAAGCUGAGCUGUCCUCAGCUUUUAGUAAACUGCUUGUCGUGACAAAGAGCAGCUCAAGCAGAUUGAUCAAUUGAUGUUUAAAACAGAGAGUGAGCCACCUCAAAGUGGACUUCUGAGGGGAAAUGUGAGAGCAUGUCACUUACUUUAUGCUUACUCUGUCUUCUUAGCUCUCUCUGUUGUGCUCAGCCAGUAACUGUUGUAAACAAAACAUCCCUGUUCUGCCCACAGCAUUGGGAAUAUCAAAAAACUAUUUUUUUUUUUAAUGUUAAAAAGGUUAAUAAGAUACAAACCAAGAAAACUUUUUGAGUAAUUCUGACACUUAUUCUUCCAGCUGGGAAGAAGAAAGAACUCUCAUUUUCAAACUUCUGAGGAUAGAUAUGGGUAUAUGUAAUUUUAAAGAUGACAGCAUCCUUUGCUGUCUGAACAGUCUGACAGUUCUCCAUGUGAAGCUUUUCACAAGUUUGCCAUUUGCCUUUUAGUCAAGGCUUUAAAAGUUAAGAGCAACCCCCAUGAAAAUUCAAGAUCAGUGAUAAAAGAGACAUUGUACAGCUGAACAAUGCAUAGCAUUUGUGUGACAGCAAAAACUGGUUUAUCAGGUUCACUGCAGACAAGUAUAGAUAAACUAUUGAAACACUGCAAAACAAAAUCUAUUGGAGUGUUCAAUGGAUAGUUUUGCCAAAAAAAAAAAAAAAAAAAAAAAAAAGAGUACCAGGACCAAAGGCAGCAAAAUAAGAGCUGCAAAGUCUAAGCUGUAACUGGUGUGAGGUAGUGAGAACUCAAAGCCAGGCUGUUGGCUGAUGUGAACACUCUUUUAUGUGGAAAAAAAGUCCCACAGAAAAGCACUGAAAAUCCUGCCCAGCUGCUCUCAGUCAUAGGAGCAAAAGACAUCCAAGUGUGCUGGAGUACUGGCCUGGUUCCAAGCCUGUGUGCAUGGGCAGCACAGAUAAAGCACAGCCAGGCCCCAGACAGAUAAAUGACUGAUUAAAUUAAGUGUGUGUGCCUCUGUCCUGGUGCUGCUGGCAGCUCUGCAGCGAGAUUGCAGCUGCAAAGCUCAGCUGCUGCUCACAAUCCAGGGAAACUGCUUCUUGCUGGAAACACUGAAGAAGGGCAAAACCUCCGUGCUGUAUUGCAGCUCUUCCUCCAGGGACCUGACCCUGCUGAGGAGUGGGGUGAAAUAAGGAUUAAAAGAGUCUGUGGGGAAGGCUCCUGGUGAGGAAGAGCAGUGCUGCAGUCCCAGGCUGAUGGGUCAUCCUGAACCCAGAGCAGCACAGAACACAGCAAGUUCCCUGAGGGUGCCACUGGCAGGAAAGGGGGCACAGUUUUGAGGUGGCAGAAAGUACCUUUUUGUUGCAACUCGCAGUUCUCUGGGCUGCCAAAAACACUUCUCUGGUUUGCAGGGAGGUGAUCUGAGACACUCACCAAUUUUGUUAGCAAUUGCCUUGGGCUCAGACUGUGUUUCAGAGAGAGGCUGCUCCAGAAACAGCACCCACAUACUCCCAAGGUGAAAUGGUAUUUGCCUUUAAACUCUGAUAGUAUUGAACUAUGACCAGUUAGGCACUAUAAAACUUCCACAUUUCUAAAGUACAGAUGAAUGCGUAGCAUUGAGGAGUAAAAUGAGCACAGAAAUUAUCUCAAUGUUAAUGGCAUGCCUGUGGUGUUUUCCUGCUCUCCUCUAGAACAAGAUGCAGCUGUAAUUAUUUCUGCUGUUUUCAUUCAAAGUAUUGAUCCACAAAUAGUUACAGCCCUCAAGAACUGAAACAGUUUUUAACUUUAUUAAACCAGAGUUCCAGUAUCCUGUGAGCUCAGAACAUAAGUUGUGUAAAAGGAUAACAAGAAACUCAAAGGACUUUUUUUGGAGACUAAAUAUUCACCCUUGUUCACUGGAACUAGAAUCACAGAAGGGUUUGAGUUGGAAGGAAGCUUUAAAGAACACAGAAUUAUAGCAUGGUUUGUGUUGGAAAUGGGCUUUGAAGACCAUCUCAUCCUGUCAUGGGCAGGGGCACCUUGCACUAGAUCAGGGUUCUCUGAGCUCCAUCCAAUUUUGUCUUGAACACUUCCAGGGAUGGGGCAUCCACAACUUCUCUGGACAGCUUGUUCCAGUGCUUCACUAAUUCUUGAUGUCCAAUCUAAACCUCCCCUCCUUCAGCUGAAAACCAUUACCCUGUGCCCUGUUAUUACAGGCCCUGGUAAAAGGACUCCAUCCUUUCCAUGUUUCUUACAAGCCUCCUUCAAGUAUUGAAAGGCCACAAUAAGGUCUUCCAAACUAAUGAAUACUGAGAAUCAAAGGGCAGAAACCUCUUUUUCAGCAGAUCUCAGGACUGUGUGCAUGCAGUCAAAAUCUGUGGAGAUUCUUAGAUGCUGCCUGAAUGAGGACUCUUCUAGGGAAUGGGUGUAUGAGGUACCUGCAAAAUCCCAGGGAUGGAAUUACUGGGAGGAUUUUGAAUGGAGCAUGGAGCAGGAUGAUUCUGAGACAGGAAACAGCCUCACCUCAACAAACUGUUAGGUGAGCUUUCUAAUUCCUUUAUCCAAUGGGUCUUCUGCAAAGGAUCCUGAACCAUACCAAGGAUCAGGCUGAAUCGAAUCAAAGUGAUUGGAAAGACAGUAAAUGAACCAGGGUUUGACAUAUUCUGAAGCACAGUUUGUGAUUUAUGCAUAGGCAUUGUCACACCGAGUGACAAUUGUUUUCAAACCAUCUAGAGGAAAAAAGGGAGUAAUUCAAUUACAGCAGGAAAGGAAAAGGACUCACCAAAAAAAAAAAAAAAAAAAAAAAAAGGCAAAAAGAGAGAGGGGAAAAUUCCUUGAAAAAAAUACACAUUGGGAAAGAGUUCAACUUAAAUCCAAAGCAAGGGCAAUUGACCUUAAAAGGUUGUGACUACUUGGUCACUCAUUUCCUGUUUAUUUCUCUUUGCUUUGUUUUGCAACAUGCUUCAGACUUUUAGAACUUUCUUAUAUAAAUAAAGAGGUAUGUUUUUUGCUCAAAUAACUUCCCACACGGCAGAUGUUUCUACAAAAAUAAGUAUUCAGAAAAUCCUGUUUUUUCCAACAAGGAAAGUAUUUUUCAAACUAUUGUAGAGAUAAAACAAAGAUAUCUUGUUUUUCCAACUGAUGCAUUUCCACAAAAUGCCUUCACCACUCAGAGAUGGUUUUGUAUUUAUCAACUGAGUUGCAGCACCUUUCACAAAAUGUUUUAAAAUGAAAUAUUACCGAUUCUGGAGUAGAAAAGUUUUUGUCAGUAUCUCUUUCCCGCUUGUGUGUUUUAAAGGCUGAUUUUGUACAGCAGGUUUUCCCUCAGAAGUGGCACAUGAGCUCUGCCUCUCCUGUCCUGCCUGUGCACCUUCUGUCCUACGUGACCAAGAUCCUGCUCUGCACCUCUGGGAUGGCCUGAUCCAGCAUCUGUAUCCAUCAAUGAUUAAGUGACUUCUCCACUGAAUGCCUCUUUAAAGGAGGGCAAGGGUUGGGAACACUGUAGAGACUGGUGUGAGGGAAGGAAAGGAACCAGUCCUUGUCACAGUCUGGGGCUGACAAUCCAUGAAGGAAGAAUAGGGGAAUCCUGAAGCAGCAACAGCUCCUGGAUUUUGUCCAGAGGGACUGUUUGCACAUCAGUGCUCUCUCUUACCAGACACUCGUGUGACUGUGCUUGGAGCUGCUGGACUGGAACACUUCAGAUCCAUCCUCUCCAAAGGAGCUGCCCAUUCACUGCAACCCUUGGUGUGGAGUAGAGUGGCACCAGCCCUGUCCUGCAGUGUGUUCUUUCCCUCUGUGGGGGUGAACUGGUUGAGGAAGCUUUUUGAUAAAAAGUGGGACCAUGGAAGAAAAGGAGACAUCACCGAGUCUCACCUCAGAGAGCAGCAUAUUGGACCUCCCCUCUGUUUGUGACCUAGCAGAGCCCUUUCUGCCUCCACACAGCUCUGAAAACAGCCAGGAGCUUUAUCCUUCUGGGGAUGUUUUUCCCUCCCCACCCACAGGAGAGAGCAAUCCAUCACCUGCAGCUCCUGCAGGCUGUUCUGCUGGGGGCUCUGAGGAAGCAAACGUGAGCUGCUACCCAAAAGCAGGGCUGUGUGAGCCCUCUGAACCUAAUGGUGCUGUGCUCUCAUGGGUGUAUGAACGUGAUGGUGCAGAAGAUCCCAGCAUCAGGGACUCUCUGGAUGGCUUCUACAGAAUGUAUUGCAGAAGGCAGCCAGAGAGAAAGGAUCCGACCUACGAGGCUGCCUCACGGUGUCUGUCACAGAAGAUUUCAGAGCUGGAACAAAAGGACGGAACAAAAUAUGUGUCACGUUGCCUGCAAAUGGCACAGUUGGUCUUGAACAGAGAUGGAUGUAAGAUCUUUCCAAACUACCCCACUUCUGCUUGCUUUUCAAAGCCAGCUGAAGGAGAAGUGUUGUUGGAAAACAGGAGGAGGACACCUGGACUCUCAGAUGACGUCCUGCAGUUCCUCUUGAAACAAACACAGGCAGAACGUAGCCCUGAUGUGUCACACAAGAAGUGAGCAAGACACUGCUUUCUUUCUGUCAUGGAAGCUUUGCUGUCCCUCCAGGAAGAGGUGACUUUCUUAGACAUUGUUCUCCAAGCACCACCUUCAGCACCAGGUGCUCCAUGGAGGGGUUCACCCACACCAGACCUUGCACCUUGCUCUCUGAAGGGCAGCACUGCACGAGGAGCAUCUGUGUAAUUGCUUGGGAUGUACUGACUGAUUGGGAGGGGCCAUGCAGUGUUUGUUACUGGUGUUUGCAUCCUUACCCAGGGUUAACAGUGGUCCAGCCCAAAUUCAGCCCCUGGCUGGGCAUUGCUGUCUGAGUGCUGGCUGUAACAGAACGUUUGAAUGACCUUGGCAUGAUGUGCCCCAGCCCUGCAGAGGGAAAGUUAAGAUUUCAUUCUGCACAUUUGCCUCCACAGGGUGCCUGUUAGCUCUGUGUUUUUACCUACAGACAUAUAACCCCACAGUUAUGACUGCAGUGCCAGGUGAGUGUUUCUGACAGAAAAAGAGUGUGUGUGCAUGAGAAAGAGAAAAUACAGCUCUGAGUAUGCUCUCUGACAGAGCUUCUGUCCUGUUUACCUCCCCACCAUUACCCCCCCAACAACCUUCAGUUCUUUCUUUCAUGGUGCUGCUAAUGAGAUCCCUGGGGGAAAGUUCCUUUAAAAUGAAAUGGAUCUCUGAGCCCAAGGAGGCUGAUGUCAGGCAGCAGCAGAGCAAUGAGCCCACACACAGACACUUAAGGUUUCUCUUGCAGAAGCCUCCCAGCUUGGUGGCUUCUCUGUUGUUAUCUGCCUCUGCCAGGCAGAUAAAUGUCUUUGUGCAUGUUUUCCACCCACUGGCUGGUGGACAGAAGGAGCAGUUUGCUGUAAUGAUGCUGUUUGCUGACUGGGGAGGCCAUUCUCCAGCGUGGGUGUGAGCAAGGAAGCACAGAGUGCCAGAAGAAGGGAUGUGUCAAGGAUGAGAGCAGAUGGGCAAAGGAGGAAGAACAAAAGAAAGGAAGGGUGGUUGGGGUUUCAAAGGUCAUCAGUGUGGCUGCUCCAGUACAGCCACAGUGCUCACACCAGUUUUGGCAUUUGAUGUUCAGUGUUUGCCAGCCCAGCUGCAAACCUCUCAUGCACUCCCUGUCCACAUUGGGCAGAUGUCAGAGUGGGUGUUUGUGUUGCUGUGCUCCCCACGUCACAUUCCCUGCUGCAGUCCCACACGGGGCUGCUAUUCCUGCCUUGCUGCCCCUGGCAGAUUGGCACAGCCACUGUGCUCUGCAGGUGUUUCUGGCAAAGGCAGUGGAAGUUUGGCUGCUGCCUUCAGUCUGAGCAGGAGGGGGCCCAGCUGGCUGCCAGUUAUGGCCAAAGUCUUAGGACUUGGUUUAAUUUCUCUUUGCAAAUGGAUUUAUAUUGGAGCUGCCUGGGUUUAGCUUCCUGUCCUUGAGUAAUCAUGGAACCAAUAACAUUUGGCUUUGUGGUGGUCCUUCUCUGUGUGUUGCUUGCUUGCUUUUAUGGCAGAGGUGUUGUAGAUGUGCUGGAGGGCACACAGAGUAUUGGAGCAGACCUUCAGCUGCUCCCCCAGCAUUGCUCAAGUUAAUGGUGCUAAGGGGGAAGAAAAAAGAGGUGAGGAUGCAGCAUCGUUCCUGUAGUAGCAAACAAAACCACUCCAUCAGAGGUCUGCAUCUGAAUCCCUUUUGUUGCUGUGUUUGGUCAGUGCUUUGGGUUAGCUUGAAAACCAUCUGGUCUCCUAUUUAAACUUUUUAAAUAAUUAUUUUAAUUAAAAAAAAAAAAAGCCAAAGACAUUUGAUUUCCACAAAGAAAGCUUGCAGAAAAAUAGGAAGUUCCUGCUCUUUAGGAGGGACCUACUCAUGUUUGAGACAUUCCUACUGGCUUUUGAUGUAAGAGAAAAGAAGCUUGGAAUGGCAAAAUAGAGAAAAGGUGGCUGCUGGAAGAGCAUGAAGAGAAAUACUGGCAGAGGAGAGCAUGAAACUCUUCAAUUUUAAGGAUCAACGUAGGCAGAACAGACUGGAUGCAGAUGAAAAAUUUGGAUUAUGACUCAUAUCUACAAAUCUUGGCUGGCAUCUUGCAGAGGACAUGGUAAUCUCUGUGCUGCUGAAAGAUGCAGUCUUUUGAGAAGUUUGCACGCCUCAGAAUCAGGAGUGCUGCAGCUCUGUGCACUGCUCACUUCCAGUGGAUCAUGGAUAUGACUAUCCAUGGCUUCCUCAAGGUAAAAAGAGGCUUUUUGCAUGGCAAGUACCAAGAGUGGCAAAGCCCUCACAGAAGUGUCCCAUGUUCUGUCCAUUUCCCCUCAGCCUGUGCAAUAAUCUGAGAAACUGAGUUUAUUCCUGAGAGGUGAGGUGCCUUCCUCUCUCCCUGGCUUGCAGCUGACUUAGUUUUGACACCUCUGUGGUUUCACUCAGCCUAGCUCCACAGCUUGUUGGCCUCCCCAGCACUGGUGCUGCUGUCACCUCCUUCAUCCCCCUGUGUGUGGAGGCUGCUUUAGCAAAGGCAUUUGGGGCUUGCACUGCAGAACAAAUCCAAGGGCUCCUUUUCCCUUCUGUUUCUUCAAGGCCCACAGCCGAGGAGCAGCUCUGUGAGCCUGGCUUAGGACAACACCUGAAAACCUACAGCACCUUUCAGGGCUCUGGGAGUACAAGAUCCCACAAGAUCCUCAAGCAAACUGUGUGCUGGGACUUAGGAGGGAAAGUCUUGUAAUAAAGAACAACUGUCAUAAGAAAUUUCCCCCUCAGUACAAGCCAAACAAACUUUCACUUGCAUUGGAAGGUAGGUUCUUGUAAUGGGAGAUGUCAGUCAGCCUUGGGGCAGCUGUCACUUUCCAGUGUUACCUCAUUGCUGUGAGAGAUGAGGCAGAGAUGGUGCUAAAUGGCUGCUAAAAUCAGCACCUCCCGGCAGAGAAGCAGGGUGAUUCUGCAAUUAAGGGUGCUGAGGUGGGGGUGCUGUGCCCUGCAACAAAUCUGCAGUGUGACUUCCACCAAUUCGUUUUUCCAAGUUGCCAGCAGGUUGUUUUGAGUAUCUGAGAGCUUCAGAGAAAGAGUGAAAGGGCUGUGCCUUUACACCCACAUGUCUAACAGCAAUUCCCCUCAGAACCCUGCAAUUAGAGGUUCAAACAAUAACAGAGAUUUUGCAUCUGUGGUCCAGGCCCCCCUGUUUAAGGAGCAGCCUGUGUAAGUGUUCUGUGAGGCAGCUUGGUUUUGAUCCCUGUUUUUGCCUCUUCCCGGGUCUGCCCAGUCCUUGGGCCAAGCUGAGCAGCACAAGAUGAAGUGGGAGUGCAGACAAGUGCUCUGCUGGGCUCUGUCUCUGGGAGUCUUCGUGCUGCUGGUCAAGAAUAGACUGGUUGCACGUGAA
Molecule: messenger RNA, 12321 nt
Organism: Taeniopygia guttata (zebra finch)
Lineage: Eukaryota; Metazoa; Chordata; Aves; Passeriformes; Estrildidae
Source: RefSeq, a predicted model, not a curated record